Molecule: messenger RNA, 7971 nt
Organism: Rhopalosiphum padi (bird cherry-oat aphid)
Lineage: Eukaryota; Metazoa; Arthropoda; Insecta; Hemiptera; Aphididae
Gene: Rbp6
Product: RNA-binding protein Musashi homolog Rbp6
Exons: 16
Coding region: 988-2181 (397 amino acids)
Cellular component (GO): cytoplasm
Molecular function (GO): RNA binding
Source: RefSeq, a predicted model, not a curated record
CGUUCAGUCGAACAUAUCCGUUUAGCGCGAACGCUCGGGAGUAUACCGUGUGCGCCAAAAAAGCACACCUCCCACCAGUAGUGGUUAGUCGUAGUUUGCAGGAACAAAAUAUAUAUUAUAUAUAUUAUAUUAUAUACGUGUAUAUAUAUAUAUAUACAUAUAUAUUAUUAUUAUUAUUAUUAUAUAUAUUAUAUACAGCAACAACAACAACAAUAACAACCAUCCAAAAUCACGUAUAAUAAUAUAUAUAUAUAUAUAUAUGUGUAUAUAUAUUUUUAUAUAUCGCCUUUAAUAAUCGCCGUUUUAUCAAAAAAAAGAAUUUGACGCGUCUUGUAAAAAUCGAGUGUACAUCAUUACGACAUCGGUCGUGUGAAUCGCCGACACCACCGCUGCCGUCACCGCUGCCGGGUUAACCACCACCGCAACGGACACCACGUGAACAUCAAAUUCGUAUUCAAUUUCGUGUUAUAUAAUAUAUAUAUAUAAUUGUGUGUACGCGUGCUUAUAUUAUCUCGGUCUCUCCGUUUUUGUUUCUCGGCUUACGUGUGUGUCUCUCUCUCUCUAUUUCUCUUCUGUGUGUGUGUAGUGUGUAUAUUAUACGCGGGUGUCACUCUCCGCACAGGAUUCUCUCUUGCGCCGGUCGAGUCGUCAAGAUUUACGACGAAAAUCAAUUUUAAUUUUUCGAAAUCAAUCCGUUCGCUAUCCGCCGGUCUUCGUGCCAUUCGCUUUCGCCGUCGCCCGAUCGAAUAAAAUCGAAACCACGUGAACUGUGCAGCAGCAGCAGCAGCAGCAGCAUAAAAUAUAAUAUCAACCGGCUCGUUCGCGUUUAUAUUGCACACGUCGGACACGACACACACUCGCCCACGACACACUUAUCGCGCUUCACCCUUUCGUUCGGUCGUCGCCAAAAGUUAACGCACACACGCACACAUACACACACGCACGCGUGAGUUAUUAUUGUUGUUAUCGCAUUAUAUCGUCUGUACGAUGGAAUCGCAGAGCGCACAGGACACAGUGACCGUGGCCGCGGAGGUGCCCAACGACCCUGGGAAAAUGUUCAUUGGCGGUCUUAGUUGGCAGACCAGUCCAGAAUCAUUGAGAGAGUACUUCAGUAAGUUUGGAGAGAUAACUGAAGUUAUGGUUAUGAAAGAUCCAACAACUCGUCGAUCAAGCCGUGUUGCUGUAGCUGAUCAGACCGCUGGAAACGAAAACGAGCUGAAAUAUGUGUCAAGGGGAUUCGGGUUCGUUACUUUUGCAGAUCCGUCCAGCGUGGACAAAGUUCUGGCACAAGGAUCACAUGAGUUGGAUGGCAAAAAAAUUGAUCCGAAAGUGGCAUUUCCACGACGAGCACAUCCGAAGAUGGUGACUCGAACGAAAAAAAUCUUUGUCGGUGGUUUGUCGGCGCCAACAACGUUAGAAGACGUCAAAAACUACUUUGAACAAUUUGGACCGAUUGAAGACGCGAUGUUAAUGUUCGACAAACAAACAAAUCGACACAGAGGUUUCGGUUUCGUGACUUUCCACUCGGAAGAUGUAGUAGAUAAGGUCUGCGAAAUACAUUUCCAUGAAAUCAACAGUAAAAUGGUGGAGUGUAAAAAAGCGCAACCGAAGGAAGUGAUGCUGCCGGCCAACCUGGCGAAAACGCGAGCUGCUGGCCGCGGGACUUACGAUUUUAUGUGGCCAUUGGGGACCUUGCCUGACGGUUUUCCGGCGGCUGCGUACGCGGCUUAUGCCUCUAGCCGAGGUUUUUCGGGUUACCCUAGUUUCGGACUCUCGUAUCCAGCAGGGGUCGCCAUUAUCGGGACCAGGCCUCGGUGCGGUAUUACUCCAGCCCAAUGCCAUAACGUGAUGAGCAAUUACCACCAUCAGGCAGCCGCGGUCGCCGCCCAAGGUUUCGGGCCACCAGCGUCGCCGCACACCGGCGGCCCCGGCAACCCGCGGGCCGCCGCAUUCCCGCCGGCCACGUCGCCCGGCCCCGGCGCCCCGUCCACCAUGGACAUGUACAGCUCGAACCCGGCCGAUUACGUGCAAGCAGCGUCACCGCAACCGUCCGCGUUCCCCGCGAUCGCCGUCUCACGUGCGCCCAUUAAUUACAAUCCUGUAGGGGCCUUUGAUUCCGGCCGCUUUUACCAAUGGGUACCACUGAACAACGCUAGAGUCAAUAAAUUUCUUCCAUCGUAAGGUUGACCGAUAUUAGUCGCCCCUAUGCGUGUGAUUGACUCAAUAACUCACAACUAUCACCAGAGAUAUAUAUAUAAACGUCUCACUCACUCUCACUUACACCAAAGGUUUUCUUUCUCAAUAAUGCUAUUAAUAAUAAUCGUUUCUAUAUAUUAUAUAAUAAUUAUAAUGAUUAAAAAUUUAAAAAAAAAACAUGUUUUAUUAUAUUAAUAAUGUUUAUAUUAUGAUAACAAAUAAAAAAAAAUAAUAUAUAAGAUAAUUACAUUAAAGAAAAAAAAUUAUUAUAUUCGUUUUUUUUUUUCUAGGGUUUUUAUUAUUAUAUAAAUGAAAUUACCCAAAAUAUGUAAAUUUAAUAAUAUUACUUUAAUACUUAUAUUAUAUAAUAAUAAUAACUAUACCUAAACUAAUUAUAAUCUCUGAACGAUAAAUCAAACCAGGAAAUCAGAAAAAAAAUUGUCGCGUGUUGCUCAUUAUAAUUAUAAGGGCGCAGCCGUAUAAUAAUUGUAGAAUAGAAAACAAUCAAGACCAUCUAUUAAGAUCUCAUAGUGAAUUACACACACAAUAUAAAGGUAGUAGUAAUAAUGAAGAAAACUGUUAUAAUAUCAACUGCUGUCGAAUCGACAAAUAUUUCGCGAUACCGUAACAAUAUAACUCAUAACAAUAAUGCGUAUAAUAAUAUUAUGUACCUAUGGUAUGAACUACGAUAGGUAUAUAAUUAAUAUUAUUAAAAUCAAAUUUUCUUUAUCGAGGUGAUUUUAUUACUUCGAUCAAAUGCUAUGUCUACUUCCUAGGUCAAAUGCGCUUCGACACUGGACGAUUCGGCGUCCUACUAUUAACCUCCAUAUACAAAAUACCUGAUCGAUUCAUUGAUCGCGACUCGUGACGACAUUCGAUGUCUUGUUAUUAUUAUUACCUAAUCACAUUUUUAUUACCACGGAAACUGGUUCAAAACUACAUUUAUUAUACAUCUUCAUUUUUCUCGUCCUAUGCUAUGAAAAAAAUGACAAUUAAAAAUACGCGUCAUAAAAUAGAAAACAUUUUAAAACGUAAAAGUUUAUCGAUCGAGCACACUACUAAACGAUAUAAAUUGUUUAUAAGUUUAAUUUUUAGGUUGAUUAUAUUAAUAAUAUAAUAAUUAUUAUUUACGUAUUUAUUGUUUAUUUACUAUAAUAAUACAUAAUGGAAAAUUAUAAUUACUUAUCGAACCGACGGGUAAAUGUUUUAUUAUUAUAAUGGUUAUAAUUAUAAUAAUCACACGAUGACGGACACUCGUCAUGAGUGUAAUUUUUUUUUUGGUUUUUUAUAACUAUAAUAUUAUAAUGGGCCACAAUAAUAUUUUUAAUUCACCUCUCCCUCAAAUAAAAUACCACCACCGCCUCCACCAUCAAUACCUCCACUUUCACCGCCACUAAUUUGAUGUGUGAAUUAUUUACGGUUUUAUUUUUUUUUUCGUUUUUGCUAUUUCAUAUUUAUUUAUUUACGGUGAUAAUCAAAUUUUUGUUUUAUAAAUAUAAUUAUUAUUAUUUCGUUUUUUUUUUUUUUGACGAACAAUUAUUAUGAUAAACCAAUAGACUAUAUUAUAUUAUAAUUAUUAUUAUCAUUAUUAUUAUUAUUAUUAUUAUUAUUAUUAUAAUAUGUUUGUUACGUAUUUUUAAAAUUAUUCUUUGUCAUUGAUUUUUUUUUUCGUUUUUUCGUUUUCUUUUUUUUAAUUUGUUAUCAAAAUAUUGAAUUAAAUAUAAUUGUUGUUAUAAUAUUAUUGUUAUUACGGUUUUAAAACGUAUCUUUAAAUUAAUAAUAAUAUAAUUCGUCAAUAGUUUAAUUUAACAUUACAUAUACAUAUUAUAAUUUUUCUUUUCUUCUUUUAACUUAUCUUAAAUAUGACCAAGUGUAUUUUGUUUGUUUUUUUUUUUUGGAUUUCCCCACUUUCCCAAAUCCCCACCCUACCCCGUUCGAAUAAAUAUAAAAUGUAUUGUAUUAUAAUAUUAUACAACACAAUGUAUUUAUAAUAUUUAUGAAUAAUUACAAUUAUAAUAGCUAUAUAUAAUAAUAUAAACGUUCUGUUUCUUUAAGCAUAUAACACCAAUCAAUCACAUAGUCCAUACAAUAAUAUAAUGUGUUGUCAUCUGUACCGUGAUUUGUUAUAUAUAUAUAUAUAUAUAUAUAUAUAUGCACUCAUAUAUUUAAUAUUUUAGUAUUGACCGUGUUCAAACGACUGUCUAUUUAUGAGUACAUUUUACCUAUAAUAUAUAAAAUACAACAUUUACGGCGUGAAUAAAAAAAAUGAUUAUCCGCAUCAUUUUCGCGAAGUUUAGUUUUAUGAAAAAUCUGCUUCGUUCGUUAUUGUCUUGCGACCGUUUUUGUGCGUGAACAGCUGAAGUUAUCUCACAAAAAUAGUUUCCAAAAAUCUAUCUUACGAAGGCCGAUCAUACAUGUUCGUGCAGAUAAAUACGCAUCUAUAUCGUGUCAUAUUUUCUUAAACUACUUCAAUGUUCCCACCACUACUAACACUACUCUCGUACGCAUACACGCAAGAGCUAUAUUUUUUUCUAAGAUUUGUCACUCUUAAAAUAAUAUAACUAAAUUAUCAGACGCUCACCGCCGAGCAUUAUCUUAAUCCUCCUCCUUUUCCUACUAUUUCAUUAUGUGACGUCGUGCCCUGAUCGUGUAUCAACAAACAACAACAACAACAACAAUAAUAAAAAGGAGAAGAAGAUCAAUAACAUUUGAUCUUUUAUCAUAGACUAUUUUAUGAUCUAAACAUUUUAUAAUUAAUUUUAUGAAUAGUUUGUAAAUAGGAAGGCCACUACUUCACGCGCCGAAAUCUCAAACGCCACAUCGGGUGUUUUCAUUAUCCAUAAUUCGCGGUCAGGCACGUUACUAGACGAUAUUUUUUUGGAUGACAUCGUCUUUUCACAUUCAUUAAGUAUAAAAGUAUAAUACCAGUGAUCGAAAUAAAGUACAUGUUAUUCCACAUAAUUCUGUUCACAUAUUUCAAUCCUCUAAAAAAAUUUCAUUAAAAAAUUAAUCUGCCCUUACAAUCAAUUUCAUAAAUGUGUUUUAUAUUUCGUACUCGGGUGACUAACCCGAGUAUAUAUUUAUUUUAUAUUUAAUGCAAAUGAUUAAAAAUCAAAACUUAAAGUUAUAUUGUUGAUAUUAGAUUACAUUAUUUGAAAUACACGUUAUACACGUAGGUGGCUCGUUUUAAUAUACUUUAUUGUACCUAUUGCAGACAAAUCAUGAUUUUAUUCAUCAUUAAAUACAUACAUUUCACGACGGCUUGGCUGUAUUAUAAUAAAAUUCUAGUUAUAUUCCACGAAGUGACUUGCACAUCCGUCAAUACACCUAUCCAACUAUCGGAAAUGAUUAUGGCGUUGUUUGUUUUUAUUUAUUUUCAUAGAUUUGAUGAAUUUUCCAUAAACUUUUUAUUUUCAUCGACGUUUUCCAUUAAUGUUAUUGCAGUAAUUGCGUGAAAUUAUUUUUAUAAUGCUUUCCGAUUCCCGAUGAAACUGUUUAGUAAAAUAUUAUGUUAGACAUUUUUUUGUGCUAGGGUAUGUUUAUUUUUUCAACAUUUUUGAAUAUCAUGAUUUUGCAAUUAUUUAAAAAAUGGCUCGUUUUCACGAAAAGAUUCCGGACCCUAGCUUUAGACUAAAAACAAACAUAAGUCCCGCUAUUUAAUAUAAUAUACUGGCGGCUAUAAUACAAAAUGUGAUGUAGUUGUUUGAGUUAGUCGUGAAAUCUGUGGAUUAUUAUUGAAGAGUUUAAUUAUAAUUUGUAGUAGGUACGCAAUUUAUAUGGUUUUCCAUUUAAAAAAGUACACCAGCAAUAUAAUAAUAUUUUUCUUUACAUAAUAUCAAUAUACUUAACAAUGCUACUUCAUCAAAUCACAUCUUCAAAACAUUCCUACAUUAAAUUCAGACUUUUCUAUUUAAUAUUUAAACUACGAUAAACGAAAUCGAAAAGCGUUUAUAUUAUUUUGAAAUAAAUAUGAUCAUUGGUAUACAAAAAUAAAAUGAAUACCCCGAUAAAAUAAAAUGAAAAAGCUUUUUUGUAAAUAGAGUAAAAAUGCUUUACGAAUAAAAUAAUAAACUUAUAAUAACAUUAUUAAUAAAAAUAUGUACUUAUAUUACUAACGAUAAAUUAUAUUUGAAUAAUAUUGUGUACAUAUUUUCGUAUCUAAUUAAUUUAUAUUAAAUCUACAAUCUACAAUAAAUUGUAGAAACAUUUUUAAAUAUUUAUAUAUAUAUAUAUUAUAUAUAAAUCAUUAUUAUUUAUUACCUAUUACAUUUGUCACUAUGACUAAAUAAAAUAUAAUAUAAUAUAAUAUAGCUAUAAAUAAUAAAUUUAAAUAAUAAUUUUUAAAUAUAUAUUAGGUAUAUUAUUAGAUUAUAACCUAUUUUAGGCACACUCACACACGCGCGUGUUUGUAGCAUUGUGGUUCAUUAUAAAAAACAAAUCGCUCUUGUAUUGCUCUAUUAUAAUAUAAUAUACGAUUGCUUUUAAAAUAUUAAUUUAUACACUGUUGAGUGAUUUCAUUUAUAAUUAUAACGAUUUUUCUUUUUUUAUUUUUAACAUGUGAUAUUCAUUAUUAACAUUACGUAAGACUAAUAAAAUAUGUAUAAAAAAAAAAAUUCGCUAUACCUAUGUAUUGAACCCGUUAUGAAAUGUAUUCUCAUUUUUUUUUUUUUUUUCGGUUACUGGGCCCCCGUAAAGGAAAAUACAACAAUAAUUGAUUCAAACGUUUGUAUGUUAUUUUAAUAGGUAAAUAUUUCUAGACACAUACUAAUUAUAAUUUAUAGCCAUAUUAAUAGUAUUCCUUACUUUUUAGGAACUAUAUCGUAGAAUUUUCAUGAAAUUAACUUUAUACAGUAUUGUAUAGUCAAGUUAUUAUUUUCCCUUUUAUUUGAAAAUAUUAAGUUAUAUAUACACGAUGCGUUUGAUAUAAUUUAAUAUUAUAAUAUUUACAAAAGGAUAAAAGAAGCUCAAUUUUUUUUUAACACUAACGAUAUUUUAUAUUUUGUCUUGAAACUUUAAACUACCUAUAUACCUACGUUUGCAUCGUACAUUCUAUCCCAUUCCCUCUAACCAAACCCUCUCCCUCCUCUCUCUCUAUAUAUAUAUAUGUAUAUUGUAUGCAUACAUUUAGAAGUAAAUAAGUAAGUCGCACACCUAUGCCAUACGGUAUAAUAUACAUGUUAUAUCCGAUUUCGACCCAAUAAUGAUAUAUAUAAUAUGUGAAACUUGAUAAUAAUAUUGACGAGAUUUUUAUACAAUCUUUGUCUAGUAACAAUGGCAAUUCAAUACCAUAUCAAUGCUAAACAUCUGAAACUAAUGUUUAGCAAUUUAUUAUGGCAAUAAUUAGCGUAUAGUAGUAUACACGAUUUUUUUUUAUAUAAUAUAUAUAUAUAUAUGUAUAAUUAUAUACAUUUUAUAUAUACAUAAUAUUAUAAACUUAUGGUACCAAUAAAUAAAUGAAUAAAUAUGUAAUAUUAUACUAUGUUAUGCCGCAAUAAAACGCUGUGAUUCUGAUGUGAAAUCCGGUACUAAUGUGUGCGCGCGCAAGUGCGAUUUUCAAGUUUUUUUUUAAAUAUAUUAUCGAACACUGGUAAAUUAAAAACAAUAUAAGAUUUAUAUUAUUAACACGUUUAUGACUGUUGUAAAAAAUGUACUUAUUUUUUUUUUUUAAUCCAUAAACGUUUUAAACUUAUUAUUAUACAUCAAAACGAUUUAUAGAACUAUACAUAUAACUAUACGUAUUUAAUAAUAAAUUAUUACUUUAAAUCUGUAACUAAA